AUGCAAGCUCUGAAGGUUGUUGUGCUGUUGUUGUUGCUGGAGGACGGGUUGGGUCAAGAGGAGACGGAGGAGGAGCAGAUCAACAAGUUCAACAAGCUCCUUAAGGAGUUUGGGUUCUCAGCAUCUAUCCAGCAAAAAUUAGAUCAAACAAAUUCAGCCCGUAAAGAAGAACCCUCUUUUUCAUCCUCUGAAUCAGGACGGAUACCUCCAGGUUCAAGGUCCGGAGCAGGACGAAUACCUCCAGGUUCAAGGUUCGGAGCAGGAACUACGGAGAGAUUACCCAACCUGGAACCAACUCAGGCUGCCACCUUUGUUGUGCCAACCACGCCCUUUACUCCGACCAGACGUGUGUCAAAUUUUCAAGCUUCGGCGCCACGCCGUUCCCCACAAUCCAGGUUUGAAGAGGAGAAUAGUAGGUUUGUUGUAAAAUCAAGAGCUAGACAGUUUUCCUCUCUCAAACCUUCUUCUUCUAGAUCUAAUCCUUCUCCUUCUAAACCUAGUCCUUCUCCGUCACAACCUAGUCCUUCUCCGUCACAACCUAGUCCUUCUCCGUCACAACCUAGUCCUUCUCCUUCUUCUUCUUUAUCUAAUCCUUCUCCUUCAAGAUCCAAACUUUUAUCCCCUCGAUCCAAUUCACAACGAACCCAAUUCAAUGUUCCACCAACCCAAUCCCAACCAAUCCAAUCCCGACCCCAACCAACCCAAUUUCAAUCCCAACCAACCCAAUCCAAUUCUUUCUCCGUGUUCCCAACUCAACAAAAUAUAAAUUCCGGUUCUUUGGGUGAUCUAGGAGAAGAAUCAAUUAGAAAUCCUGAAUUGAAAAACUCGCGAUUGGAUCCUGCUGUGCGGAGAAUCAGUGCAGCUUCAUCCGUCCUACUCAAUCCAACCCUACAAUCUGCAAUCAAUGAACCUACUGAUUCUAAUGAAAACAAAGUUAUCUCCUCGUCCUCGCAAACCAGCUCAAGUAGGUUACUGGAGCAGGGCAGAGAGGUAGAGAUUAGGACGGAGUCUGCCAUUGAUCAGUUGAACAGGAUCCAGGAUGAGUUUGCUCCGGGUACCCGUCUAGUAGGGGAGGAGAGAAGAGGGUUCAACUUUAAGAAGGGAAAUAAAAAAGAGCAGGAGAAUGGAUUGAAAGAAAAAGAAGCAAAAGAGGUGAGAAGUAAUUCAGUUUCUCAAUCCAGAGAUUCGGAUAAAGAUGAGAAUGAAGAGAAUAAGAAUGAAGGAAGGAAGGAGAAUGAGAAAGAAUACAGCUGUAGGAAGAUAUGUGAUCUCUUGAUAUUUGAAAUAUAUCAGGUUUUGGGGGGAAAUGUUUGCGGGUGCCACGGUCUACAAGGGCAAAAGUGA
Eurytemora carolleeae is the source of this 1344-nucleotide messenger RNA. Its product is annotated as flocculation protein FLO11. Lineage: Eukaryota; Metazoa; Arthropoda; Copepoda; Calanoida; Temoridae. The transcript is spliced from 8 exons. The record is from RefSeq and is a predicted model, not a curated record. Bases 1 to 1344 code for a protein of 447 amino acids.